GUGUGGUGUGUGGGGGAAGGGCAGACGAAUAGAGCAUAGGGAGGCUGCUGGUACCCAGGGGCUUCUGGACAGCCCCGUCCAUCCCGACCUCUAGCGCAGCGGGGAGCUGUUCAGUUCUGGCCCCGCCUCAGCGGGUCGGAGCUGGAGCGGGAGUCGGAGGCGGGCAAGGGGCGGGGCUGGCUCCUCCUCCGCUGGAGUCACGUAGCGCUGCGGCAUCCGCAGCCUCUUUUACCCGGAGUCCCAGCCCGAUCCUCCUCACACCCUCGGACCCCGCUUCGGAAGCACUUAUCUCCUCUGAGAGAGAAGUGAUUUAAUUUCAUCUGGUCAAGAGGAGAGAAGGCCGCCACCAUGCCUCAGACAUACCCAUCCUUGUCUGCCGAGCAAAAGAAGGAACUGUCCGACAUUGCUCUUCGGAUUGUUGCACCAGGAAAGGGCAUCUUGGCAGCUGAUGAGUCCGUAGGCAGUAUGGCCAAGCGGCUGAGCCAGAUUGGGGUGGAGAAUACAGAGGAGAAUCGCAGACAAUAUCGACAGGUCCUGUUUACUGCGGAUGGGAGGAUCAAGAAAUGCAUUGGGGGUGUCAUCUUCUUCCAUGAGACCCUCUACCAGAAGGGUGAUGAUGGGGUGCCCUUUGUGCGCACCAUCCAGGACAAGGGCAUUGUUGUGGGCAUCAAGGUUGAUAAAGGUGUCGUGGCUUUGGCUGGAACUGAUGGAGAAACCACCACACAAGGGCUGGAUGGACUCUCUGAGCGCUGUGCUCAGUACAAGAAAGAUGGGGCCGACUUUGCCAAAUGGCGCUGUGUGCUGAAGAUCAGUGAUCACACUCCUUCUCCCUUGGCAAUCCUGGAGAAUGCCAACGUGCUUGCCCGCUACGCCAGCAUCUGCCAGCAGAAUGGCAUUGUGCCUAUUGUGGAGCCGGAAAUCUUGCCAGAUGGAGACCAUGAUCUCAAACGAUGCCAGUACGUCACUGAGAAGGUCCUGGCUGCUGUCUAUAAGGCCCUGAGUGAUCACCAUGUGUAUCUGGAAGGGACACUGCUCAAACCCAACAUGGUCACCCCUGGUCAUGCUUGCCCCAUCAAGUAUACCCCCGAGGAGAUUGCCAUGGCCACGGUCACUGCUCUACGUCGAACUGUGCCUCCUGCUGUCCCAGGUGUGACAUUCCUGUCUGGAGGUCAGAGUGAGGAGGAGGCCUCCAUCAACCUGAAUGCCAUUAACCGCUGUCCUCUCCCCCGGCCAUGGGCACUGACCUUCUCUUAUGGACGUGCCCUACAAGCCUCUGCCCUCAGUGCCUGGCGUGGACAGAGGGACAACGAGAGUGCUGCCACUGAGGAGUUCAUCAAACGGGCUGAGGUGAACGGUCUUGCUGCACAGGGCAAAUAUGAAGGAGGUGGAGAAGAUGCAGGUGCCGCUGGGCAAUCCCUCUACAUCGCUAACCAUGCCUACUGAGGCCGAGGACCCUGGUCACCCCUCUCCCUAGCCCAUGCGACCCAUACUAAGCUUUACCUAUAGCCACUGCCAUGAGCCAAAUAGCUAUGCAGAGCAGAGGGGACGACACCCUUUCCACCCCCUGCUCAAGCGCUCUAGCAUCACUCCCUCCCCUGUAUUCUUACACCUUAGGGAAGGGGGAAACAGAGAACCCCAGUGGGCAGAGACAGGAGAAUUUGGGUGAGGAGCUGCUAGAUAUGAGCAGGACGGGCACCUGGGUUCCCACUCCCCCAUGCUGUCUUUGUGUGACACCCCACUACUUGCUGCAUCUGUGAUUCUCUAGCUUCUCCCUGAACUUUCAUCACUCCCAGAGUUUUGGUGUUGGACCCCAGUUCAUGCCACAUCUUCCACGUGGCUGUGUUGUGUAGUGCCUCAAAUAAAUGUUAGUGAGGUCAGAGAAA
Molecule: messenger RNA, 1883 nt
Organism: Monodelphis domestica (gray short-tailed opossum)
Lineage: Eukaryota; Metazoa; Chordata; Mammalia; Didelphimorphia; Didelphidae
Gene: ALDOC
Product: aldolase, fructose-bisphosphate C
Biological process (GO): glycolytic process
Molecular function (GO): fructose-bisphosphate aldolase activity
Source: RefSeq, a predicted model, not a curated record